AUGGACGAGGCACAUCAACACUACCAAAAGCUCAAGCAGGAGCUCCAGGAGGCAUUGGUGGACCGUGAGACCCUGGAAAAGCAAUGGGACCAAAUUCAGCAGGAAAUUUUCGAUAAGGAAAGUGCUUACCUUACCGGUAAUAGCUCUAGCCAGUAUGGAACCAUUGUGAAAGGAUUUGACGCCUUUGGUAAGCACAUCCACGAUUCAGCGCACGCUUUCAGCGACAAGGACCGCAUUUUCUCUCUGAGUAGUGCCCGGUUCGUUAAGCAGCAAGAAGGCGACGAUAAGGGAGGCGAUGGACAAGCGUAA
Molecule: messenger RNA, 309 nt
Organism: Lachancea thermotolerans CBS 6340
Lineage: Eukaryota; Fungi; Ascomycota; Saccharomycetes; Saccharomycetales; Saccharomycetaceae
Gene: EAF6
Product: Eaf6p
Exons: 1
Coding region: 1-309 (102 amino acids)
Cellular component (GO): NuA4 histone acetyltransferase complex
Source: RefSeq, a predicted model, not a curated record